This is a messenger RNA of Rotaria socialis, 2628 nucleotides long. The record is from the annotation of a GenBank genome assembly. NCBI's taxonomy places the organism in Eukaryota, Metazoa, Rotifera, Eurotatoria, Philodinida, Philodinidae.
AUGCCAGCACGUAAACCAACUGCUCGCUACUCGUUGUACCGUAGUUUUGUCGAUGCUUAUAUGAAAGCACAUGCUGAAAAGCCACGAAAAAUAUCACACGCCGAAGCUCAAGCCGAAUGGAAUUCAGCGAAAACUGAUGAAAAAAAAGUUCAACAAAAACUUGAUGAAUACCUUGAAAAAAUCAAAGCGAAUGGCACAUCUACUAUGGAUGUAGAAGAAGAAAAUGUUAAUGAUAAUAGUGAAGAAAAAGAACCAGUAAAGAAAACCCGAGGACGUAAAAAGAAAACCGAAUCAACAAUUGAAUUUGAAAAUGGUGGUCGUGUUACAAAACGUCGUCGAAAACGAGAUGAAUCAUCGGAUCCAGAUUUUGAUCCUGCAUCACCAGCACCAAAAGGGUCUGAAAAAAUUCGUACAGCAGCUGAAAUUCUUGCUAAAAACACUAAAGCACCAGCACAAGAAAAAGUUUCCAAAGAACUUCAUGAAAUCAAUGAGCGUAUUAUACAAUUGGUUCAAGUUAAAAAUAUGGGCAUGGCAACAGCUGAACAAGAAAAGCAAUUGAAAAAGCUUUUAGUUGAACAAAAGAAAAAAUCAAAUGAUUUAAAACGUCUCAAAGCUGAACAAGCAGCAAAGAAGCGUUAUCGUGAAAUAAAAAAACGAAAAAUUGAAGCUUUAUGCGAAAAGAAUCCAGAAUUAGCUUUGGAAUUAAAUAAAAUCUAUCGACCUAUUAUCGGACGACCGCCAAUCGAAGAAGAAUGUCCAGAUUUAUUACAAAUUAUUGAAGAAAUUGCCAAAGUGGGUGGCGCUGCUGAUGAUAAUCGUCGUUCACAAACAAUACGUCCUUGUUUAACAUUGGAUGAUCUACGUGAAAAAAUAAAAGAACGUGGUUAUGAUAUUAAACGAUCAACACUUUACUAUCGUUUAUUACCACAUCGUUCAAAUUCAAUUGAUGGCAAAAAACAUGUCCGAACAGUUCCUGUACGUCUUCGAAAGGCUCAAAAUGAUGAACAUAGCAAACAUGAAGAUGGUCAUUUUGCAACAGCAACAAUUCGUUAUAUUAAAGAUUUAGCUGGUAUUUUUGGCAACGAAGUUGUUUUCUUCUUAUCGCAAGAUGAUAAAUGUAAAGUACCCAUUGGUUUACCUGCUGCAAAAAUUCAAGCACCGAUGCUUAUGCAUUUGGAUUAUCGUGUUCGUUUACCCGAUCACGACUGGACUGUUGCUCCUCGUCAUCAACUUACGCCAAGCGUUUAUGCUGCUUGUAUGAUGAGUGAUAAUAACGAUGUUGGCUAUUCGGGUCCAACUUAUAUUGCAAUUCGUUCGGCUAAACAUGAUCGCAGUGAUGCUAACAGUCAUACAUGCGAUUUCGAUCGUCUUGUUGGACUUAAAGAAUUCGAGAAAUCAGCUCGCGAUUAUACAGGACAAGUUAAACCAAUUGUUAUUAUUACAGUCGAUGGUGGUCCAGAUGAAAAUCCACGCUUUCCUAAAACACUCGUGGCUGCUAUAAGAAAAUUUCGAAAAUAUAAUUUAGAUGCUUUAUUUGUUCUUACGCAUGCACCAGGUCAAUCAGCUUAUAAUGUUGUUGAACGUCGUAUGGCACCACUCUCUCAUGAUUUAGCUGGUCUUAUUCUACCUCACGAUCAUUUCGGUACACAUUUAAACGAUUCUGGUGUCACUGUUAAUCCUGAAUUAGAACGAAUUAAUUUCAAAAAAGCUGGAGAAGUUCUAGCUGAAGUUUGGUGUGGAUCUGUUAUCGAUGAAUAUCCUGUUGUAGCUGAAUAUAUUGAUCCCCCUGCAUCAACUCAAGAAGAAUUACGGUCAAUUGAUGUUAACCUUAUUGUGAAUAAUCUUUUAGAUCGUGUAUGCGAAGAAGAAGAAGCUGAAGAAGCAAUUGAACGUCGUAUUCGACAAACCGAUGAAUAUUAUCAAGAUCGAGUUCGUGCUCCACGUUUCACAGCUGAUGGUGACUUAUUACGUGAUCCACCAAAAUAUGAUAUUGAUGAAUAUUGGUCUGCCACACAUGUUCUUCAGACGCAAUAUACAAUUCAAAUAAUUCGUUGUAAUUCAAUUUCAUGCUGUGGUCCAUGGCGUUCAAAUUAUAUUCAAAUUUUUCCUCAUCGUUUUCUUCCGGCACCAAUUCCAUUCGAACGUACGCCACGUGGUAUUGCAAUGGCUGAACGCGAUUAUCAAAAAGGUGUUUUCUAUGGUUCAUUAAUUCAGCGUAUACAAUUUCAUGGUGUUGUUAUGCAACAUACACAAAAUGAUAUAUUACCAUUUGAUUAUUGUUGUGCGAGUGCAAGAAAAGAAUUAAAGAAACGUGUUUGUCCUAUUUGCAAACAAUAUAUUCCAUCGGCAUAUCGUAUGAAAAAUCAUUAUAAAAUUCAUCAACAACAAUAUGCAUCGAACUGUCUUGAAUAUGAUGAAGAUUUGUUUUCAAGUGAAAAUGCUCUAGCAAAUGACGAGGAAGAUGCUGAAAUUCUCAGUUGUCAACGACCAUUACCAGGUGUAUCGGAUCCAUCCUCCAAUGGUGUUGUUAUUUUUUCGGAUAUGCUCGAUUGGUUGAAAUCUGAUUUUGAAGAACUUGAUCUCAAAGAACAAAUCGUCAAACGAGAAGAUAAAAAACACAUGCGCUAG